Messenger RNA from Ceratitis capitata (Mediterranean fruit fly), 4337 nucleotides. RefSeq names its product protein turtle homolog B. Bases 232 to 3564 code for a protein of 1110 amino acids. The record is from RefSeq and is a predicted model, not a curated record. Gene Ontology annotation, molecular function: protein binding. The transcript has 16 exons. Lineage: Eukaryota; Metazoa; Arthropoda; Insecta; Diptera; Tephritidae.
GCUAAUUAAAAAUUCAAUUGAAAAUUCCUACCUAAAGAAAAAAAAAAUUAACAAAAUGAAAUAGUGUCAACAAAAGCAGCCAGCAACAGGAUUACAUCACACAAUCACACAACAACUACAAAAAACACUUAGCUCCUACUAUAGCCCACUAUUUUUGUGUAUUGCAAGGAGGACUAUUUGAAUAUAAGCAAGUACAGCAAUAAACAGUUUAAAUUAAGUGCAUUUACAAAUAUGGAGCGCGCUUUGUCGAUUUUGUUAUGCCUCAUGUUAACAACCCUGCAAUUCAUCUCCACACACGAGCAUGGUGACGGCUUUAAACCAGAUGGCGAAAUCCUACGUGUACUGGUCAACACUUCAGCGCAAAUUAAAUGUGAUGUCGGCUCCAGUUUGCCAGACGAUAAAGUUUUACUGGUCGUUUGGUAUAAGAAUAAUCUUCCAAUAUACAGUUAUGAUACCCGGGGUGCCCAUGCGGGGACGCCAUCACAUUGGCGGGAUGAAGAGGUGCUCGAGGAUCGCGCGGUAUUUCGCACACAUAAAGAGCCAGCCGAAUUGAUAAUAAAUCCAGUAAAGGAAAAAGAUGCAGGGAAUUUUCGUUGUAGAGUAGAUUUCAAGCUUUCGCAGACGAGGAAUAGCAAUGUCAAUUUGGAAGUUGUGGUGCCUCCACAGCAGCCAACAAUUUUCAACGAACGCCGCAUGAAACUUGAUUCACGCGCUGGUCCGUAUGAAGAAGGCGGCAGUCUGGAAGUGACAUGUCUCGUAUUUGGCGGCUCGCCACCGCCCACAGUGACUUGGCUCAUGAAUGGUCAAAUACAGAAUAGUGUGGUGGAUUACACAUAUGAUAGCACCAUCAACAGCAAAUUAGUCGUGCGAAACUUGUCACGCAUUCACCAGCAUGCGGUGUACACGUGUCAAGCGAGCAAUUUCCACAAGAAAUAUGUCGCCACCAACAUAACAAUUGAAUUGUAUUUAAGACCAUUACUAGUGGAGAUUUCUUUCAAUAAUCAACCAAUGUCUGCUGAUCGUAAAUACGAAAUUGAAUGCCAAGCAAUUGGCUCAAGACCACCCUCAAAAAUUACUUGGUGGAUGGGAAACAUGGAAUUGUUAGGGCAUAGUCAAAAGGUUUCUGAAGAUGGCAAUGUGAGCUUUUCGGUUCUCAGUAUUACACCAACACGAGCGGAUCAUGGCAAAGCGUUAUCCUGUCGAGCUACAAAUGAGUUAGUACGAAACGGCAUAAGGGAAACUGCAAUGAAACUCAAUGUUUUCUUUAUACCAACACUACAAUUGGAUUUGGGCUCAAACUUGAAUCCUGAGGAUAUCGAAGAAGGCGAUGAUGUUUAUUUCGAGUGCAAAGUGCAUGCAAAUCCGGCUGCCUACAAAGUUGUGUGGAAACAUAAUAAUCAAAUUAUUCAACACAAUCAACGUGCUGGCGUUAUUGUGAGUAGUGGCGAUUUGGCGCUGCAGGGCGUCACACGCCAUCAAGCUGGCAACUACACCUGCACCGCAUCGAACGUUGAGGGCGAUGGUGAUAGCAAUAUUGUUGAACUGAAAGUGAUGUACAAACCCAUUUGCCGACCGGAUCAGAAGAAAAUUUACGGUGUGGCGCGUAAUGAGGCCGCCGAGAUUUUAUGUGAGGUUGAUGCAUUUCCACCGCCGGAAAACUUCAAAUGGUCCUUCAAUAAUACGGCAGAGACAUUUGAUAUGCCGCAAAGUGGUUUCCGUGCACAUUCAGCGCAAGGAUCGACAUUGACCUACACACCGGUCAAGGAAAUGGAUUUCGGCACCAUAAUGUGUUGGGCAGAUAACAAUGUUGGCCAACAGCGAGAACCAUGCGUCUUUCAUUUAAUUGCUGCUGGCAAACCGGAAAUGCCGGCUAAUUGUACAAUAUUCAAUCAGACAUCAGAUUCAUUGGAGGUUUAUUGCAUGGAAGGUUUCGAUGGCGGCCUGCGUCAAUGGUUCCUAAUGGAAAUAUUCGAUCAACAUAGCGGUCAAUUGCAAGCGAAUAUAUCCUCCAAAUAUCCAGUUUUAAGUGUAACUGGCUUGGACUCCGCACGCCUAUUUCGUAUAUUCGUUUACGCAGUAAACGUGCGCGGCCGCAGUGAAGGUGUGCAAGUGGAAGGAUAUACAUUAAAGGCGGCAGAAAAGCAAACUGUGGCUUUGACCUCCUACAAAGGUACUCAAUCAAACUUCGAAAUCACACCAAUAUUAUCUGUGGGCAUUUUUGUUGGACUCGCUGUGGCAUUGGUUUUUAUUACUAUCGGUACAAUUGCUAUAUUAAAACUGCGUUCACACAAACAACAACAAAAAUAUCAACAUCAAAAUGCAAAAUUCUCACGACCAGGCAAUUUACAAAUUAAAGAUAAAAUCUCCUUGCCAUUAAGCCAUUCGGAGGAAAUGUAUGACGAGAAGAAUCCAGAUGUGGUGCCAUACAAUGAAGUUGAUGGCGAAUACAAACAGAAAUCAGUUACACAAACACCAUCCGGCCAUCUGUCCACAACAAGCGAAGCGGAAAUUAGCUGUAAACCACUAACGGACGAGCUUGGCGCAUACAAAAGUAACAAGGAUGACGAACUUCAUUACGCCGAACUCACGCUUGCACCCGGCAGCGCCAGUUCAAGUGGCAUACCGAAAAAGUCUAUAUCGGUGGAUUGCAGCAGCAGCAUGUUGCUACAAGGCGCCGGCAUAAAUACGAACAACAUGUCCGCCACUGUCGGCGGCACAUUACCCCAUGGCUCUAGUGUACGUAAAAUGUUGCCCAAUAUACCAGCUAAUGCCGGUGCGAGUACACUGCAGCGCCUCAAGCAGCAGUCGAAAACAACAGCGCAACAGCAACAGCAACAACAACCACCACCACCAUCCUAUGAUUACUUUGAAGAGCCCACGAUAUAUGCACAAAUCGAUCAUUACAAAACAACAGCGACCGGUACACCUGCUGGAGCGCUAUCAGCAACAACAAAUGGCAUAAAUGCUGGCUGCUCCUCAUCGGCAUCCGUAUCGCCAUUCCCGCCAUGCAUCUCAUCGCCCACCUCACAGGGCACACCGUCGACGGUGUCACCGGGCGCGGUGCAGAUGUACACAAUGCCAUCACAUCCAGGCGGUUAUCAUACGUUGCCGCACAAUCAUCAUCAUCAGCAACAGCAGCAACAACAACAUCUGCAACAGCAACAGCAACAACAACUACAGCAACUCCAACAACAAGCACUGCAACAACACAAUUCGUCCGCCUCGUCCAUGUUACAAAUAAUGGCGGCCGCAGGAGUUGUGCACGGCACCGGUGGCAACAUUUAUCACCAUCAUGGCACGCUGCCAAUGCCACCCACAUAUCAGCAGCAUCAACAGCAACAGCAGCAGCAACAACAACAACAGCAGUUGCAGCAACAACAGGUGACAGGCCAAAUGCUGGUUUCGAGUAAUAGCAGCGGCCUCGGCUCCACUACAGUAACAGCGGCUGUGACGAGUCCGAGUAGUUCGCUGUCGGGUCUCUCUGCCAUCGGCAAAUCGUACUCGCGUGAAAUCGUUACAGUGCGAACGCCGUUGAUGUAUUCUCAACAGGAGAGCUGCGUUUAAGAAGUGUGUGAGCAGAGCAUAUAGUAAAACAUGUAUUGUACUUUCAUAAUCGGAAUUUAAUUACUGCUUAAGAGACUGGGUGAGAUUUGAGGAAAUUGAAAAGUAUAACUUACAUAAACUUAUGAAAUGAGUCUUACGAAAAUUAGUUUUGAAAAACAUAAUCGGCAAAAACGUGAUAUUUAAUCAUUUCUCUUUAAAAAUUUCAUAAUUUUUUUAGUAUCUUUUAAAAUCAAUAAUUUCUAAUUACCAUACUUUUGCUUAUUUAGCCAAUAUGACAUAUAUAAGCAGAUUUUCUAAAUUUCAUUAGAAAUAUUUUUACAUUUUUUUAAUAUUAUUUUCAACUUUUGAGUCAAUUCUAGAAUACUCGCUAUUUAUUGUAAUUGUACUUGCAUAUCCUUAAUUAAAUUAAUUAUCAUAAAUAUGCUACAAAUAUUCCAAAGAGGGUUGUGCGCUAUGCAUGUAAAGAAAUAUAUACUUCGCGCAUUUAGGUAUGAAAUAAAUUGUACUUUUUUUACUAAUUGAGCUAACUGAAAAAACUAAGUAGUGAAUAAAGCAAGUAAAUAUGUAUAUUUGUGUAGGAAGAUUAGCUGAAGAGGAAUGUAAAUAAUUAUGAAAUUUUUUCCAACCCUAAAUAAUGACAAAUACUUAGUUAAUUAGUAAAAUUUGAAUAAAAGCACAGGAAAUUAUAUUAGCUAGUGAUUAAGAUUCCCUUAAGAAAACAUAAGAUUCUAUUUAGAUAUGUAGAUAAAGAUAUUGAAAAAGAGCAAGAUAAA